Messenger RNA from Onthophagus taurus, 1747 nucleotides. RefSeq names its product tubulin beta-4B chain-like. Gene Ontology annotation, cellular component: microtubule. The record is from RefSeq and is a predicted model, not a curated record. NCBI's taxonomy places the organism in Eukaryota, Metazoa, Arthropoda, Insecta, Coleoptera, Scarabaeidae. Gene Ontology annotation, molecular function: structural constituent of cytoskeleton; GTPase activity; GTP binding. Gene Ontology annotation, biological process: microtubule-based process.
AAACAAAAUUUGUUUGUUUUUCAUGGGGUGGAUGGGUUGUCAGAAAAUUUACCUUUUUUGAUACUAUUUAUUCUUUAAAAUUCCUUUGCAAAUUACGUUAAAAUGAGGGAAAUCGUGCACAUUCAAGCCGGUCAAUGCGGGAACCAAAUUGGGGCUAAGUUUUGGGAAGUCAUUUCCGAUGAACACGGUAUCGACCCAACUGGAACUUAUCAUGGCGAUUGCGAUCUUCAAUUGGAACGUAUUAACGUGUAUUUUAAUGAAGCAACUGGAGGUAAAUAUGUUCCUCGCGCGGUUAUGGUCGAUUUAGAACCGGGAACGAUGGAUUCGGUUCGUUCAGGACCUGUGGGACAAAUCUUUAGGCCGGAUAAUUUUGUGUUUGGUCAAAGCGGGGCAGGAAAUAACUGGGCUAAAGGGCAUUAUACUGAAGGAGCAGAAUUAGUCGAUUCUGUUAUAGAUGUGGUCAGAAAGGAAGCUGAAGGAUGCGAUUGUUUGCAGGGUUUUCAAUUGACGCAUUCUUUAGGAGGUGGCACCGGUUCGGGUUUAGGAACGUUAUUAAUUUCAAAAAUACGUGAAGAAUAUCCCGAUAGGAUUAUGAAUACAUUUUCGGUGGUUCCAUCACCAAAGGUGUCAGAUGUUGUGGUCGAACCUUAUAACGCUACGUUAUCGGUACAUCAAUUGGUUGAAAAUACAGAUGAAUCUUAUUGCAUAGACAAUGAAGCUCUGUAUGAAAUCUGUUUCCGCACUUUAAAAUUAACAACACCCACAUACGGUGAUUUGAAUCAUUUAGUAUCUGCUACACUGUCGGGGGUGACCACGUGCUUACGAUUUCCGGGUCAACUAAAUUCAGAUUUAAGAAAAUUAGCUGUCAAUAUGGUACCUUUCCCUCGUCUUCACUUUUUCAUGCCAGGAUUUGCGCCUUUAACAUCAAGAGGUUGUCAACAAUAUCGUGCUCUAACAGUUCCUGAAUUGGUACUUCAAAUGUUUGAUUCCAAGAAUAUGAUGACGGCAUGCGAUCCUCGACACGGAAAAUAUCUCACCGUUGCUGCAAUUUUUCGUGGACGUAUGUCCAUGAAAGAAGUUGACGAGCAAAUGCUUAACAUUCAAAAUAAAAACAGCAGUUAUUUCGUUGAGUGGAUUCCUAAUAAUGUUAAAACUGCCGUUUGUGACAUACCACCUAGAGGGCUAAAAAUGUCGUCAACUUUUAUAGGAAAUUCAACAUGUAUUCAAGAACUAUUCAAACGCAUUUCUGAACAAUUUACGGCUAUGUUCAGAAGAAAGGCUUUUCUCCAUUGGUACACAGGUGAAGGAAUGGAUGAGAUGGAAUUUACUGAAGCCGAAUCAAAUAUGAACGAUUUAGUAUCUGAAUAUCAACAGUACCAAGAGGCAACCGCCGAUGAAGAAGGAGACUACGAAGAAGAGGAAGGAGAAGAGGGCGAAUAAUUUUAUUAUAACGACAGUAAAAUUUCAUGCCUAGGAUAAAUUUGGCAAAUGUAUUACAAGUUGUAUUGCAUGAGUCUUCGUUUACCCCACUAUUUGGCAAGAGGAUAAACGUCCGCCGUAUUCUUGGCAUUUUUAUUUCGUCAAUUUUACAAUUUGAUGAUGCUUGAUACUUUUAUGGGGAGAAUGUUAUGAAUGAAACUCGGGAUUUUAAAUUUGAAAUUAUUGUAGUAAUGUAAAUUAUGUGCGUAAUUAAAUUUGUAAUUGAAAUUAUAUUCAUCUUUGAACGAGUUAAAUAAAAUAUUACAAA